Messenger RNA from Chinchilla lanigera (long-tailed chinchilla), 4332 nucleotides. RefSeq names its product solute carrier family 9, member C2 (putative) (gene Slc9c2). The coding region runs from base 209 to 3619 and encodes 1136 amino acids. Gene Ontology annotation, molecular function: sodium:proton antiporter activity. Gene Ontology annotation, biological process: proton transmembrane transport. NCBI's taxonomy places the organism in Eukaryota, Metazoa, Chordata, Mammalia, Rodentia, Chinchillidae. The transcript has 28 exons. The record is from RefSeq and is a predicted model, not a curated record. Gene Ontology annotation, cellular component: membrane.
CUGUCCUUUGGCAAACAGAUGUAGAGCUGAGCUUUGUUCUGAGAUUUUGGGAGACUUCAUCUCGAUUUCUACUUGGAAGAAGCCUAGGUUUGGAAAAACUGUGUCUUGGUAGUUUGGAGAACUUGAUUUAAAGGUUAGUCUGCAGUAGUGAAAGUGUCAGUAAUAACACAAGGGACUCCACCAAGUUCUAGCAAAAUAACAGCAAAACAUGAAUAAUUCCUUUUGGACACAAGAAGAAGGUUCUACACCUGAUUUACUCUGCGGGAGGUCAGCUGAUUACCUUGUAACAGAGCUACAUUUCCCACUACUUAUAUGCGCCAUUAGUGUUUUGGGAGGUGUUUUGAAGGUGCUGUUAAAGAAUCAUGAAGUCAUUGUCUUGACAAUUCUUUCUGUAUUAGGAUUUGUGUUAGGACAACUGGCCUUCCAUUUUGUUGAGGUCCAUCAAGUUGUUUACCCUCUACUACGAACACCAAGUUUUUCACUUUAUUGUUAUUUUAUACCUUUAUUUACAUUUAUGGCAUCACUGGGUUUGGACUUUUAUAUACUCAAGAAUGUGUUUUGGCAGAUCUCGUUAACUGGAUUGAUUAGCAUUUUUGCUGAACUUGUCUUGACUGGAUAUGUGGUAAUGAGAUUCAAUGAACGCUCGUGGGAUUUGCAAUGUUGCAUAUUCUUUACCAUCGCCCUUAGCAUAAUAGAUCCUCUUCAUUCUGCAAACUCAUUAGAAACUAUUGGCAUUUCUAAAAUGUAUACUGAUUUCUUUAGAGGAGAAUCAUUGGUCCUUUGCAGCGUCAUGCAUAUUUUUUUUGGAGUUUUUCGGGGUGCCUCCACUGAAAUUAACAUGUUUAGAGAGCUGGAUAUAAUUCUGGGAAUCAUCUUGGAUAUUUUUGGAAGCAUCGUAUUUGGAUACUGGUGUGCAAGAGUCAUUGAGUUUAUAUUGACUGACCCUUUUAACAAUUCACUGACUAAUAUCAUCCUCAGCUUUUCAUUGGUGUAUAUGACUUUCUACGUUGUGGAAUAUUUUGGAAUGUCAGGCAUUGUUGCUUUGAUCACUGUGGGCCUGAAUUUAGAUUCCUUAAGCUUUAAAGCAAAUAUGGAGCAUGUAAUUACUAAGUUCCUACUGAUGUUUUCGUCUGUAUACGAACAUUUGAUAUAUACUUUCUUUGGCAUUGUGAUUGGAUGUGGAGAAAUCGAGUAUUUCACAUUUCACUCUAUAGUUUUCACUCUCUUGUUAUUUUUGACAGUGAAUUUUGUGAGGAUCUUUACUACUAUCGCAUUGACGCCUAUCUUGAUGCAUUUGAGUCAUGAAUACAAUUGGCAAUUAGGAAUUGUUAUCUCCUGGACUGGAAUUAGAGGAGUUUAUAGCUUACUCUUAUCUCCCGAUAUUUAUAAUCUGGCUGAACAAAAAGUAAAGGCUCCACAUAUGUUUAUAUUCCAUAUACAAACAGUAUCAUUGUUGACUAUGGGAAUAAACUCACACAUGAUGACUUGGUCAGCUAAGACAUUAGGUCUGUGUGCUAUUUCCCUCCCAAGACAAAGGGUUAUACAAAAUGUCACUCAUCACAUACAGCAGAUUCUACAGAACACAAUAACUUUAUUUAAAACAGAGAAACUUUUGACGAAUGUUAAUUGGACUUUAGUAGAAGAAAAAACGAAGAUUGAAUACGUUAUUCCUCCCGAUAACCUUCAGUCUUCCCAUCUUUCAAGUAAUGAUGAUGAGUGCCCGACAGAUGAAGUUUUAAUAGAAGAAGCCAAAUUGCACGUAGCUAUAAUACAAAUGAGUAGCUUUGAAAAACAGUGCAACGAGGGACUCAUUGAAGUAGAGGCAGCCCGGAUAUUAAUUGGUGCUACCAAAAUCUACUGCCUCAUCCAAGGAAAAUUCAUGAGCAUUUAUGAUGUUUCAACUUAUGUAAGAGCUAGAAGUUGGCUUAUAAUGUUUAAAAACAUAUUAACUUACAUGGAAUACCAUAAAGAAAGGGGAACUUUUGUUUUACCUGGGAGAAAUAGAUUAAUCUUAUUUGUAUACCGCAUUAUAUUUUCAGAAGAAUUUGAAUAUGCAGGAUAUAUUAUAACAUUCAUGUAUAUUUAUCCUCUCAUAAUACAUUUAUGGCCAGCGGCAAGAAAGUUAAAUGUGUCGGCACUGAGUUCAAUGAACUACUAUUAUUUAUUUUUAUAUGUAUUGCAGGCAGCAUUGAAGAUAACAAUUUUGAGAAAGAAAUAUUUUCAACAGCAUUGGAAUGUAUUGGAUUUUAUUAUCAUGCUUGUUGGCUUGUUUGACGUCUUUUGUAUAUACUGUGUCAUAUUGAGACCAGGCAACUUGUUUCUUAUCCAGCUCACAGUGACAUUAGGAUAUUUCAGAAUAGUUAGGCUUCUCCCCCUUUGCAAGUUAUUAAUACCAGUAUUGAUAAAUAAGAUAGACGUACAGAUCAAAAAGCACCUCAGCUUGGUGUAUACUAUUACAAAAGGAUACGCCAAAAGUCAAGAAGAUGCCAAAGUGUUAGUAAAACAAAUUUCUGGCCGUGAAUCAGUGUAUCAGAAAUUGCAUGACAUUUUGGACAAAAACAAACAAGAUGCUAUCAGAGAGCUAGGAUUCAUAGAGCACGAGAAUCGUGAUGUUGUCAUUGCUUUAAAGACCAAACAGGCGGUCCGGAGAGUGUUUGCUAAAGCUCAGAAACGUCUCACCUUCCUUUGGUCAAGAGGCAUUAUGGAUAGACAUGAGGCCAUCAGCAUGAACAAUGUAUUUCUUAACAAAAUAAAAGCCCUGAAGAAUUUUCCAAUGGUAGCCCCACCUCCUACUCCUGGCCAAUACCUCUCUAACAUCAUUUGGCUGGAAAAUAAAGAUGUUCUCAUUGAGUUCUUCAAGGAAAGAACCAAACUUGCCUACUUUAACUAUGGCGAUGUCGUUUGUAGAGAAGGUGAAAUGCCGCUAGGAAUCUACCUCAUUAUUUCUGGAAUGGCGAGUCUGCAUAGCACAUCUCCUACCUUUGGCAUAGACUGUAUCCAGAGGCCGGACUUUGACGAUGAAACCCUAUUCACAGAAUACUGCACUAGUGGUCAAGUCCUUGGAGAGCUGAGCUGCCUGCUCAGGGAGGAGAUGAAAUACACUGCCAUCUGUGAAACUACGUUACAGGCCUUCUUUAUCUCAUCGGAGAAUUUAUAUGAAGGCUUUGAUAUCUUCUGGCCUUCCCUGGAAUAUAAAAUAUGGCUUAAUUUUGCUCUAAAUACUGCUUAUCAGUAUUUUGAAACAAGUAUUGCUGAUGAGCACUUAGAUUUUCAGAAGUGUGUGAUGAACAAACAUGCCUAUGUGGAGAGCUUACCGAUCUACACUGAAAUGACUCUUAAUAACGUGACCAUGAAAUUUGUCAUUAUUGUGUAUGGCUAUGUGAUUAAUAGUGCUACGGAGGAGCCAUAUCUUGCACCUUACAUUAUACCUAAAACCUGUAAUCAGAUUCAGGGAAUGGUAGAUAUAAGCAAGCUGCUUAUAAUCCAAGCAUCUGGGCUCGGCGCAACUGAUCAUAGCGGUGGCAUGGUCAACCCUGGUUUGCGCACGGCCAAGACAGAACAAUUGGGGAAGAAGAAAGAUAAGUUCAGAACUGGACAUCACUUCAGAAAACCACAUUAAUGAUACAAAUAUGAUGUGUGGAGUCAGAUUAAAGACUGAACUAACACCCUGGCUUGAAUGCUGAAGGAUUACCUGGCAAAGAGUUAUUUAGAAACUGUGGAAACUAGUUUACUGCUGCAUUUAUUUUAUAGACAAUUGACAGAAUGGUGUAUAAACUCUCAUUUUAAAUAUGUGCAGUGUAGUUGAGACAUUCAAAAUUCUUCAGAAGAGAUGCUCUAAAAUUUAUAAGCUACAAAAGGGGCAGGUAAAUUACUAAAUUAAUAAAUUACUAAAUGUGUUGCUUUAUUAAUGUACUACUGUAGCAUAAGAUCUAUAAUUUUUGAGGAAUUGCUAUACUUAACACCUCCCUGAUGUUUUUUAGAGUAUAGUUAUUCUUCCCUCCAAAGUUUAGUCAAUACUGAAAAGUGGAACUAUGUUCUACAGUCUUGGUUACUAAAAGCAAAGCUUACGAGAAAUGAACAUUCUUGCACUGCAUAGUAUUCUUUGAUGUCACUUUUCAAUUUAUUUUAGAGGUCAAAUAAAAUUGAGUGCUAUGGCUGAUAUUAAUCUUUUUUUAAGCAUAUAUUGUUCUUUUUUCAUCCCUACAAGACUUUGAAAAAAAUACAUGAUACUUUAUGGAAAAUCCAGUGUAGUGGGUUAGAACAGAAGGAGAUACAAGAGAAGUAGACAAACUCUCAAAGCAUGUAGAAACCUUCUCAGUCACGCAAAUGCAU